Molecule: messenger RNA, 2062 nt
Organism: Amaranthus tricolor (Joseph's coat)
Lineage: Eukaryota; Viridiplantae; Streptophyta; Magnoliopsida; Caryophyllales; Amaranthaceae
Product: rop guanine nucleotide exchange factor 3
Exons: 8
Coding region: 309-1715 (468 amino acids)
Molecular function (GO): guanyl-nucleotide exchange factor activity
Source: RefSeq, a predicted model, not a curated record
GCAUAAUUUCAUCUGGGUUUGCAUUAUUUUACAAAAUUGUGUUGAAUUUUUAGCGAAAAAAUGGUGAAAUUUGUAGCCUGAAAUGAGCACAGGCAUGGUUAGAUUGUGCACUCUUCCAGGAAAAGUAAGAAGUCUACUGACCACAAAGGAAAUGCUUUCUCAACAUUAAGGAGGGAAUUGUUUCAAAACAAAACCUACUUUACAUUUUGCAUUUUCCAACACUCUUUCAAAUUCAAAUCUUUAGAUAUACUUAUUAAAGGUUGAGGUUGGGUUAUUCUUGCUUCAACCAAAAACUAACAGAAGAAAUCAUGGAAGGUUCAUUAGUGACAGAUGAUAGUUAUGAUCUGGGUUAUCAGGCUUCCCCUUCAUCGUUCGAUCCCAACGAUCAAUCGACAAAUUCUCCGAUGAGUACUGCAUCUUAUGGCUACUGUAGGACAAACUCAGAGAUGUCAAACAUCUCUGAGCCAACUGAUAGCUGCUCUGAAGGCGCUUCCCCGGUUAGGUGGGUCCCACCAAGGGUUCCUACUCCUCCUCAAGCUUCUCCUUCUAGGCUUGGAUUGAAAAGGUAUAUGUAUAGAAUUGAUUCAGGGAAUGAUGAUUUGGAGCCAGUUGAUACAGAAUUUCAAGAACUUCAGAUGAUGAAGGAAAGAUUUUCAAAGCUGCUGUUGGGUGAAGAUAUGUCAGGAGGAGGAAAAGGCGUAUGUACCGCGGUUACGGUCUCGAAUGCUAUAACUAAUCUAUAUGCUACAAUAUUUGGCAAUGCUUUGAAGCUGGAACCUCUGAAACCAGAGAAGAAAAUGAUGUGGAAAAGAGAAAUGGAUUGUCUUCUCUCUGUCUGUGAUUACAUUGUAGAGUUUGUUCCUGAAGAUGGAAAUGAUCUUGAGGUAAUGUGUACAAGGCCAAGGACAGAUAUUCAGAUCAACCUCCCUGCUCUAAAGAAACUAGAUGGAAUGCUCAUGGACAUAUUGGAAAGUUUUGAGGAGAAAGAGUUUUGGUAUGCCGAACAAGGUAACAGUACAAAGAUAUCGUCGAGAGCAACCUCAUUCAGGAAGGUUGCAGCUCGAAAAGAUGAAAAAUGGUGGCUGCCGAUACCUUGUAUCCCCCCAGGGGGUCUCUCUGAAGCAGGGCGGAAACACUUGAAACACCAGCGCGAUUGUGCCAAUCAAAUUCACAAGGCGGCCAUGGCCAUCAAUAAUAAUAUCCUCAAUGAGAUGGAAGUUCCUGAAUCCUAUAUUGCAGGACUUCCUAAGAGUGGAAAAUCAUGUCUUGGAGAUGCAAUAUACAAAUACAUGUACAAUGCAGAAGUAUUUUCCCCAGACCAACUCCUCGAUUCGUUGAAGAUAAACUCAGAACAUGAAGCACUCGAACUCGCUGACAGAGUAGAAGCUUCCAUGUAUACAUGGAAGCGAAAGGCAGGAAUGACACAUUCGAGAUCAUGGCAUGUGAUGAAGGAUAUGAAGCAUGAUUUGGAUAGAAAUGACAAAAACCACAUCCUUGCAGAAAGAGCUGCCACUUUGCUCUUUUGCUUGAAACACAGGUUUCCGGAGCUAUCACAGACGACACUAGAUACGUGCAAGAUCCAAUACAACAGGGAUGUCGGUCAAGCAAUUCUAGAAAGCUACUCGAGGGUACUGGAAGGUUUCGCUUUCAAUCUUGUAGCUUGGAUAGAAGAUGUAAUCUCCGCGGAUAGGUUGAUGAAAAAUCAAGAAUUGUAGAGGGCAUUAAAACAUCCAAUUCUCUUGCAUAAUUCACAGUUUGUGAUAGUAAAUUUGUGAUGGAUACCAUCUAAGGCGACCAAUACAUCAAUGUUCAAUUAUGCAGGAAAAACUGUGAUAGUAUAACAAUUAACAUGUUUGUGUCACAUACCAGCAAGGCAGCAACAUCCUAGAAGCAUCUCGAAAUGUAAAAACGAGAAAUUGAAUAAGAUGGGCAGAGUCUUAGUCUGCUCAUCUACACAGGUAACGUAAACAAAGUUGUAAGUUCAUGACUUCAUGUUCGAAUCAUAUUCACAUAUUCAGCGCAAUCGAACUGCAAAUAAUACUGUUCAAUCGUAACAAUUCAU